AUGAUAGAUACUCAUGAUGUUCUCAUUUUUACUUUUCAGGAUCGUGUGGUAUCACAAAGCUCAUAUCUAAAACGCCGUCUAACGGCAACCUCCGACCUCAUCCUAUCCCCACCGUUAAACAUAACGGCCGAGACUUUCUCCACCGUAGCCGAAUUCUGCUAUGACGGCAAAGUCCAAAUGACGCUGACCAACGUCGCUGCCAUAAGAACGGCGGCGGAGCUGCUGGGAAUGAAGGACGGUGGAGAGAGUCUGAGCCACGUGGCGGAAACGCAUUUCCGAGAAGUUAUUGGCAUCAGCGAAGAGUACGCGUCGAUGGUUCUGCGUUCGUGCCUGUCUCUGCUUCCGGAGGUCGAAACGACGGCGUUUCUUGUUAGCAGAUGCAUUGAAGCGCUGGUUUGCGGUGAGUGGAAGCAGUGUUGCGUUAGUCGUUUGAAUGUCGUGACGGAAUUGCAGCCGCAAGAUUUUCAAACCGUCGUUGAAUCCAUGAGCAGACGAUACGAGAACCACGACGUCCUCUAUAAGAUCAUUGAUCUGUAUCUUAAGGAAAAGAACUUUGAGAAACUAACGGAGGAACAGAAAAGUGGAAUAUGCAAUUGGAUAGAGUGUAGGAAGCUCUCAAAUAGAAGCCUUGUAAAUUGUGUUCAAAACCCAAGAAUGCCACUGAGAUUGGUGGUGCGAGCGGUGCUUGUAGAACAUCUCAACGCCCGCCACUCCAUCACCUUAGCAGGUGCUCAACACCAUCAACUCCAAUUACAGAGCAACACUGAACGACAACGUCGUUCCAUGACACUGGGGGACUUCCUGCGUCGCGACGCGGCUCUGCGCCAAACGGCACAACUUAAGGCAGCCAUGGAUUCCACUAACGCUCGCAUUAAAAGCUUGGAAGAAGAGCUUAGCAACAUGAACAAAGUCUUGCAAGAGCAUCAACGCGAGGAGGAGGAGGAGGAGGAAGAGGAGAAGAACGUGUUGGGGUCAGAGCGUUCGGCGAGUUUCCAUUUUGCGUCGGGGGAGAAUGGUAGAAUAGAGAGGGCUGAAAGAUGGUCUGUUUCGUCUUCGAGGAUUCGGUUUGAUGCAAGAAUAUUGGAGAACCAUCAAGCUGGUAGGUCUUCUUUCUCCGUUGAUGAUGAGAACGUGAAUCCAAAGAUGACCAAGACUUUUCGCCAGAGAUUGAUGAGUGGACUCAAGAAUGCAUUUCGGGUAUCAAUUUGA
Messenger RNA from Abrus precatorius (Indian licorice), 1209 nucleotides. RefSeq names its product BTB/POZ domain-containing protein At3g49900-like. The record is from RefSeq and is a predicted model, not a curated record. The transcript has 2 exons. The coding region runs from base 1 to 1209 and encodes 402 amino acids. NCBI's taxonomy places the organism in Eukaryota, Viridiplantae, Streptophyta, Magnoliopsida, Fabales, Fabaceae.